Quercus lobata is the source of this 2675-nucleotide messenger RNA. Its product is annotated as cyclic nucleotide-gated ion channel 1-like. The transcript has 13 exons. Lineage: Eukaryota; Viridiplantae; Streptophyta; Magnoliopsida; Fagales; Fagaceae. The coding region runs from base 564 to 2495 and encodes 643 amino acids. The record is from RefSeq and is a predicted model, not a curated record.
UCAAUAAUAGAGCAAGCAGAGCUGUGUACCACUAAACUGCAAAACUUUAUACACUGAUUUGCGGCCAUCAAUCACACCAUAUGCCCAGUAGUAUUUUUUCUUUUCUUUUUAUGUUUUGGUUUCUCAUAUACACAGUUAUCCACAAUAUCGAUCACUCAGUCCAUUCUACAUCUAAACGAAAAACAGAGAUAGUCUGAUACCACGGCCAGCAGACAGCAAGUCCGGAUGGCAAGCUAUAGAGGACUCAGAGCGUUGCAUAUCUGCAGUGUUGGAUAAAGAUCUUGCAUCGUUUCUAUAUAGCUUAGAGGUUAUACCACAUUUGGAUGCUAAGAUAUGGUACUAGACAUCUGAAGGAGUAAUUCUGUAAAUUGGCAUGAAAAUUGGAACUCCAGAUAAUGAUGAAGCCGGAAGGGAUAUACUCAAUUAAAAACCAAUUCUAUCGCUCCCUUGAUCUUGAGGGAUCAAGAUUAAUUCAGAUUUUCCUGUUUAAGUUGGCUGGGCCUACACAUAGUUUAAAGGCUGAUUCUUUAUUUUGGACAUCGUUUCCUUGAUAAGCUUUAGAUAUGAAUUCUCGUUCACAUCAGCGAGGGAAUGGUAUAAGUAUAAAUGAUACUGAAGAGCAGGCUCCUGAGGUUGGCAAAGUUGCAUCAGUGAAAGAAUCUAAGACAGAAAAGACAAGUUCGGACUCACGAGGGAAUUCUCUUCCAUGGGAUUGGAAUAGAAUAAGUAAAUGGGUAAAUUCUCUUCCAUGGGAUUGGAAUCUAAUAGUUAUAUUGGUGCGCAUAAUCGCAUUAUCACUGGAACCCUUGUUCUUGUAUUGUCUCAUGAUCAAUGAAUACAAGAAAUGUGUUGAGAUUGACAGAAAGUUGGGGAUCACUGCUAUUGUUUCGCGAUCUUUCCUUGAUAUCAGUUACCUAGUGCUGCGAUUUCAUACUGGGUUUUUAGGCAACCAAUUUCGGAAAUAUAGAAGAAAAUUAAAAAAUAAGUUACACACAGAAAGAAAAGGAGCCGUGUCAAGAUCAGCGACCAUGGCCCCCACUGGCUCCUCCGACUCAACACCUGUUAAAGAUAAGUGGCAAACAGAUCUCAGAAAAUAUAUCUUGCAUCGACACUUUCUAUUUGACAUUUUAGUUUUUCUUCCCAUCCCACAGGUGGUAAUGUUAUGCAUACUCUUAGACGUGAGAGCCAUGAAAUCUUUAAAAACAUUACAGAUCUUAAACAUUUUUAUUUUCUUCCAAUAUUGGCCAAGAGUUUUUCAAAUUUACCUACCAAGGAAGGAUCUGGGAUCAAAUCAUGAGAUACUUGGUGGAAGGCUAUGGGUCCUAGGUCCACUGGAUUUCUUUCUAUACAUCAUUGCCGGCCAUGUAUUAGGAGCCUUUUGGUAUUGUUUCUCUAUUCAACGAACUGUGGCUUGCUGGUACAUGGCGUGUAAAAAUCAUGGUGGAUGUGUCCGAAAUUCUUUUUAUUACUGUGACCACAACUUUCGCUAUCACUCCGUUUUAGAUGAUUUUUGCCCUAAAAACAUGCCAAAUGCGGAGCUCUUUGAUUUUGGAGUAUAUCUCAACGCUCAUCAGUCUAAUAUCUUAGAGUCCAAAAAUAUUCCACAAAAAAUAUUCUACUGUUUCUGUUGGGGCAUGCGAAAUCUGAGUUCUUUUGGUUCAAACCUCCAAAUAAGUAGCGAUGUAUGGGAAAACUGCUUUGUACUUUGCAUUACUAUCUUUGGCUUGUUACUAUUUUUAUAUUACAUGGGAAAUUUUCAGAUAUACUUGCAGCGGCGGAUAACUUCAAAAUCAAUUGCAGAAGCUGCGAAAAGAAAAGAAGAAAGCAUUAACUCAUGGAUUCAAAAUAAAAAGCUCAAGGCAGAAACAAGCAGUGAAAUUAUUAAGAUCAUGCAAAAGAAAUUUCACGAAAAGGAAGAUAUUUAUGUGGAGAUCCUGAUUUCUGAACUUCCUUCACAACUUCAAAGGGAUGUCAAGAACCAAAUCUGCUUUAAUCCACUAAAGAAUCUCAUGAUCGAAAAAGAGAAUGAUUUGGCUAGUCCUAAGCAUGAUAAAUUGUUGCGUGACAUCUGCAACUCUCUCAAGCCAGUAUACUACAACGAGCAGUGCUACAUUGUUCGGGAGGGAGAGCCUAUGGAUGCGGUAUUCUUGAUUACAGACGGCAGUGCAUGGGCCUUUCCAAGCAGCAGUAAUGGUGAAGGAACAGGAACUGCAUCCCGACAUGCUGAGCGUCUUGAAGCAGGUGACUUCUUUGGAGAAGAACUUUUUGAAUUGGUUAGUGAACCUUACUCCGCCAACAUGUUCAAUCUACCCAGAGUUCCCAUUUACCCAAAAUCUCUCAAAACCCAUACAAAAGUGGAAGCCUUUGUUCUAAUGGCCAACGACUUUGCAUUCGUGGUUGAAGAAAAACUUCUGAAUCCAGCAGAGCCUGAUGAUAUUGUUGAAUGCCCUAAGUGUUGGUGCUUCAAGAAAAUGCCAGAAUUUAGCAGUACCUGACACUGUUGUUGCAAAGAAAUGGUUUGUACUGAUGUCUUUGUAUUAUGUUUGUUUUUCUAGUGAUGGAGGUGCUACUUGUUUGGACUUUGGAUUCUCAAUGGUAAUGGUAAAUUUAGGAAAGAGACAAUGUGUGCGAUUGGAUUGAAAUGAAAAAUUAAAAUUAUUUCACUAGUUAAUUUA